Molecule: messenger RNA, 736 nt
Organism: Medioppia subpectinata
Lineage: Eukaryota; Metazoa; Arthropoda; Arachnida; Sarcoptiformes; Oppiidae
Source: the annotation of a GenBank genome assembly
UUCCAAUAAAAAGUGCCUAGAUACAUUGUGCACGUUUAUCAUUUAAUCACUCCUGAUGGGCAAAAGAUCUCGUGAGAGUUGUGGCCGCGGGGGUGGCUGUCCGAGGGGUGGUUGGGGUCCGCGGGGAGGCGUCCAUUGGGGACCCGAUCGGCAACACGUCUAUCACACGAGCUUCUCGUCUGAAGACACGUCCAGCGAUUCCGAGACAGAUAUUACUCAUAAAUUCCCGAAGAAAAUCAGGAAACACUUCAAGAAACACAUUAAACAUUGGCACAAACACGGGCACCGUUUUGGACACCAUUGGCCGCCGCAGUGGGCACAACCCGGAGGACCUAUGGGUCCGCCCGAUGGCCAAAAAACGAUGUGCACCCUUUGCUGGCACCGCAUUAAACCAUUGGCUGAGACCGAAAUCCUCGAAUGCGGACAUAUUUACCACCGAUUGUGUCUCAAAGAGUUGUUUGAAUUGGCGAUGAAGUCGUCGACGGAUCCGUUGGAAGUGUUUUGCAGUCACUGUAAAGAGAAGAUCGAAGACAAUCUGAUGAAUGAGUUACGGCUCCGAUUCGCUGGCUUUGGCACCACUGAUACUACUGAUGACGCGACCGCUGCCGGACACGCGUCCACCUCUUCGAGACCGUCGCGACGCGAGUCACGCGGCGGACAACUAAUGGUCGUCGAUAUUGACAAUUAAAGACAUCACUUGUCCUCUAUUUUAUAAUAUUUUAAAUACUAUUCCGCU